AUGGCAAGUAUGAUACGAAAUUACACGGCAGCUGUAGCAGUACUGAUCAUAGUCUCAUGUGUCAACAUGGAGAAAGUUUGUCCUCGUCAUGGAUUCAUUCAUCAACAACAGAAUUGUACAGCGACAUGUUCAACAGUGCAUGAUCAGUGUGCUAACGGUCUAAAGUGCUGCUACAGUUAUACACAAUCGUGUGGAUAUCAUUGUACCAAACCGAAAGAUAAUAUUCCAAAGCGAGGCCGUUGUCCAACUAUUAAAACCAGUGAUCCUCAAUGGUAUGUAUGCAACGAACACGAUUGUGAUGUUGAUUAUGAUUGCCCUGGUAGACAAAAAUGUUGUUCAAAUAUCUGUGGAUCGAAAGUAUGUAUUCUUUGA
Molecule: messenger RNA, 372 nt
Organism: Adineta ricciae
Lineage: Eukaryota; Metazoa; Rotifera; Eurotatoria; Adinetida; Adinetidae
Source: the annotation of a GenBank genome assembly